Molecule: messenger RNA, 2162 nt
Organism: Erythranthe guttata (spotted monkey flower)
Lineage: Eukaryota; Viridiplantae; Streptophyta; Magnoliopsida; Lamiales; Phrymaceae
Product: glycosyltransferase family protein (DUF23)
Cellular component (GO): cytoplasm
Molecular function (GO): glycosyltransferase activity
Source: RefSeq, a predicted model, not a curated record
CUCUCUCUCUAAUUCAUUCAUUCAUGGCCCGAAAAGUCCGCACAACUUUCCUAUACGUCGUCGCUUCGGUCCUCAUCUGCGCCUCCCUCUACCACCACCACCUCCGCAACGCCAUCUCCACCUUCUCCUCCGACCACCUCCGCCCAUCUCCGGCCAUCAUUUCCGCCUCCUCCUCCGGCAAUUAUGCCAUCCACGAAAACCUCACAGACGCUACAGUUCCCCCACACGAUACUACCUCCGUCCUCCUCCUUUCUCUCUCCCCCUCUCCGCCGCCGCCGCCGCCGGCAAUAUCCACCACCGCGGUUCUCCUCCCCGAAUGGGAGGUACUUGUAAUCGUCUCGCCGGAAACCGCCCCUUCGAAUCUCGACGGCAAUUACUCCUGUUUGUACGACACGAACGAGGCUACGCCGGCGAAAUUCGCCGGCGUACUGCCAUUUCCCGAUCGAGCGACGUUCAGUUGCCUCCUUCCGCCGAGGUCUCGCCGGAAGCUCCCGUUCAAGCAGCCGGUGCUGUCGGAGUCGCCGCCGGAGAAUCACCACCCGGCGCGAGAUUCGCCGUCGCUGAUACGGUGGUCGCACAUGGUGUACGAUUCCCUAACGACGGAAGACGACGUCGUUCUGUUCGUCAAGGGCGUCAACGCGAGGCAAGGGAUCAACCGCGAGCCGCGGGAAUUCCGCUGCGUGUUCGGUGAGGACGCGAUUAACGGCGUCAAAACCGCCGUCACCUCCUCCAUGCAAGAGGUUUUCCGCUGCAAACGGCCCCCACUAACGCCGUCACCAUCCCGCCCAGCGAAAGUCUCGCUACAGAUCGUCGCGGAAAAUCAGGUGGUCCCCUCAGUGGCGUACUACACGCCCCCGCGCACGUUAGCCCCCUCCCCCCACAGCUCGCUACUGUGCGCCACCACCAUGGUGUACGAUAUCACCAAGUUCCUCAAGGAGUGGGUGGUGUACCACUCCCGGAUCGGCGUCGAAAAAUUCCUCCUCUACGACAACGGCAGCGAUGACAACCUCGAUUCCACCGUUGCUGACCUCAUCAAACUAGGGUAUGACGUCAGCACAUACUUCUGGCGGUGGCCGAAAACGCAAGAGGCCGGAUUCUCGCACAGCGCCCUCUACGCCAAACACUCGUGCAAGUGGAUGAUGUAUCUCGACGUCGACGAAUUCGUGUACUCACCGUCUUGGCAAAACCACUCGACCCCCUCGAAAACGCUGCUCCACCCGUUCAUCCACCUAACAAAUUCGUCGAGACUAGGUCAAAUCAGCAUCAAUUGUCACGAAUUCGGCCCCUCGGACCAAACCGUACAUCCGAAAAUGGGGGUACUCCAAGGGUACAAUUGUCGAAGAAGAUUCGAGAAUCGACACAAAUCGAUCGUCUUACUAGACGCAAUCGACCACUCGUUGCUCAACGUGAUCCACCAUUUUUACUUGAGGCAAGGCUACAAGGCUAGGAAAUUGGGCACGAACAACAUCGUCGUGAACCACUACAAGUACCAAGCUUGGCCCGAGUUCAAGGCUAAAUUUAGGAGGCGCGUCUCGGCUUACGUAUUGGAUUGGACCGAGAAAUUGAACCCUCGUUCGAACGACCGGACACCCGGAUUAGGGUUCGCUCCCGUGGAGCCCACCGGUUGGGCUCAGAAGUUUUGCGAGGUGCGCGAUAAUAAGUUGAGGGAUUUGACUUUGAGAUGGUUCGGUGUCGAAUCGGAUUCCGGAUUUAGAAUGGUGUGGCAAAGAUAAUUCUUAAUUAAUUUCGGUCGGAUUUUCGAUUAGGGUUUUUCGAGUAAAAAAUGGGGAUUCUUGGCUUGUGAAGAAGUUGUUCUUGUGUGGAUAUAGAGGAAAAGAAUAUGUGACAUUGCACGUGCGGCAUAUGAAGAUGGCUUGAUCAUGUCAACAAGGUACCUUUUUUGGAGAUAACAUACUUUCUCUUUCUAGGAUUUUUUGACUUUGUUCAUAGUUGUUAUAUUUAAAUUUUUAAUUUUUUUUAAAUUCAAAAGUUGAUUAGUAUAUGAGAAGUUAGAGAAAAUAUAAAGAGGAGGUGUAUUUAAUGUGUUUAGUUGUUCAUUGAACUUAAAAUGGGUUGGCUUAUGGCGUUUUGCUUUCUUCAACUUAAUUUGGUGGAACUGUAAUUAAACUGCUGCAAUUAGUGAUGACAACUUUACACACACA